AUGUUGAGAGAAAGAUUGGGGAAGAGGGAGAAGGAGAAGGAGAAGGAAAAGGAGAAGGAGAAGGAGAAGGAGAAGGAAAAGGAGAAGGAGAAGGAGAAGGAGAAGGAGAAGGAAAAGGAGAAGGAGAAGGAGAAGGAGAAGGAGAAGGCUCAUCGCAUAUAG
Messenger RNA from Plenodomus lingam JN3, 162 nucleotides. The record is from RefSeq and is a predicted model, not a curated record. NCBI's taxonomy places the organism in Eukaryota, Fungi, Ascomycota, Dothideomycetes, Pleosporales, Leptosphaeriaceae.